Molecule: messenger RNA, 1864 nt
Organism: Drosophila bipectinata
Lineage: Eukaryota; Metazoa; Arthropoda; Insecta; Diptera; Drosophilidae
Gene: MICU3
Product: Mitochondrial calcium uptake 3
Biological process (GO): calcium import into the mitochondrion; mitochondrial calcium ion homeostasis
Cellular component (GO): uniplex complex
Molecular function (GO): calcium ion binding
Source: RefSeq, a predicted model, not a curated record
ACAACUCUGCCAAUUUGUCACUAGUUGAGUUUUUUCCCUCGGUACCAUGGCGGGCGCAGUGGUUAGAUUAACGGUUAAAAGUGGCACAAUAAUCGCCCAGCGCUCCAGCGUGGGAGUGGCGGCCACCCGAUCUGUCAGAUUCUCCAGUGGAACAGGUCAAUCCACUGGCGGAUUUGCUAAACACCACAAAUCGCGACGCCUAUGGCAAAUCGCAGGCGGUGGCGCUCUAUCUUUGGCCGCCCUGGCGGCUUUCAUCAAACUUCGGUCCUCCGAGAAUCUCGUAAAUGCCGUCAGCCUCAAGCGACGAAUGCGCGAUGAUAGUGAGCUGGAAAAUGUGAAGCUAACAGCCCGAGAGCGUCGAUUCAUCAAGUUCGCAUCCGUGGAGUUUGACGAUCAGCUCUACAUGACCCCCCAAGACUUCCUAGAUUCGGUUGUGGAGCAGGAACCCAGACCUCGUCUGAAACGCCGGCAACUUUCCAAUGAUGAAGUGGAGAAAUAUAAGGAAAACACUCCUGCUCUCAAGAAGGGUUCGACGCGACUAUUUCGAAGCUUGAGAGAUAAAGGCAUUAUCUCCUAUACGGAAUAUCUCUUUCUCCUUUCAAUCUUAACAAAACCAAAAUCUGGAUUCCGCAUUGCCUUCAACAUGUUCGAUACGGACGGAAAUCAGCGGGUGGACAAAGAUGAGUUCCUAGUGAUCAUUUCCAUUUUGGCCGGCGCUUUCAAAGACAUUCAAAAUGUCGAUCCAAAAACCCAGCAAAUUCUGUCGCGUUUAGUUUCCUUCGAUGAUCAAGGCCAGGUGGUGAAGCCCAUGGUAGUGGCGAAUCCCAAGAGGGGUCUCAUGGAACGCAUUUUCAGCGGUGCUUGGAAGGAGAAGCACGGCGAACACGAGCCGGAGCAGACCGACGAAACGCCCACUCCCACUCCCCUGGAGAAUUAUGUGAACGAUGGCGAAGGAUUGCAGAGACGUCAUGUGGUGGCCACCACCCUACAGCUGCACUUCUUCGGAAAACGCGGCACUGGAGUGAUCAAUUUUGACAACUUCUACCGCUUCAUGGACAACCUGCAGACGGAAGUGCUCGAGCUGGAGUUCCACGAAUUUUCAAAAGGUAACAGUGUUAUCAGCGAGCUGGAUUUCGCCAAAAUUUUGCUACGGUAUACGUACCUGGCCACCGACGAAUACGAUGUCUUCCUGGAGCGUUUGCUGGAGCGGGUGAAGGAUGAGAAGGGUAUAACGUUCCACGACUUUAGGGAUUUCUGUCAUUUCCUCAACAAUCUGGACGACUUUACGAUCGCCAUGCGCAUGUACACCCUGGCAGAUCGCGCUAUAUCCAAGGAUGAAUUCGCUCGAGCUGUGAAAAUCUGCACUGGCACUAAACUGAGUCCCCACUUGAUCGACACCGUGUUUGCCAUAUUUGAUGCUGAUGGAGAUGGACUGCUGUCCUACAAGGAGUUCAUUGCCAUUAUGAAGGACCGUCUGCAUCGGGGCUUCAAAGUAAGUGGUCGUUUCUUUGAUUACAACGAGGCACUGGACGCCUAUGACGAGCCCGAUUACCCUAUGUUUGUGGCCUGGCGACAUCGCGUCUGCCGGCAUUUGGAAUACUUCAUCGACAGCGAUGCGCUUUGGCACUGAAAUCUUAGAUUUUAAAUUAUUUAAUUUAUAUAUUUAACUAGUCCCUUGUUUUGUAUGUCGCUUUUUGUGCUAAUCGCGCUGUCCAGCAUUGAAUGUUUACUCAUGAGUGUUUGUUUAGUUUUGUCUUGCCUGUAAGCUUAAUGUUUAAAUUGGUUUUAUUUUAUUUAAUUAUAACACUUUAACCUAUUUUUUAAUUAUUGGCCAUAUAACCAUUAAAUACUGAUACACACAAAA